GGCGAUAGUUUCCAGAUGCCCGAUUUACAUCAUAAUCAACGGCUUCCACUACAGGCUGCAGGCGGGCACGCGCCGGGGAGAAUUCUGCAGCUGCGUUGAGGAGAUGGCCUUCUCCUUUGUCAACUAUGAUGGCCCGAGGCUCUCUCAGGAUCCGAAUGUGCGCAAGCUGAUUCGGCGACAAGCCAUGAGAGAUGCGGGGGCAGACCGGAGAAUACGGGGCGGCUACGGACAACACAAUCUGAGGCAGUGUCCAGCAUCAUCGGAAAGUGGCACUGAUGAUGUGAAUUUGUCACUACUCGGAGAGACUCUGCCAGAUGAGUCGGUGUAUCGCCGCAAUCAGCCGUCAUCAGACAUCGUGGCAUCGGACCGAGGGACAAGAGCACUACAGAGAGCGUCGCAACGAUCCACCGUCUCUCGACAUCGCACACACGCGUUACCAGUCUCAGUCCCAUAUCUCAACUCCGCUAGCACGGAGAAGUUCGCGCUAUUACUGAAUCUCACACCGCUGACAGGGCUGCGACUCGGCAUUGCCAAGUUCUCAUACCUCAAGUCCGAGGCAGUCUACUCUGGGAAUCUCCCCUCCGCGUCGAAUUUGGCAAGUCGCAAACUGGCACAUUUUAUCAUGAGCCGAUAUGAACAAGUGCCGAUACUGAGAUAUGCCACCGACUGUGUUCUUGCGAAGCUCCACCAGAUAUUGCAGCCCCCAGAUGGCCUGGGGAAUGAGAGAGUCUUGCUGCACUACACCCGGGCGUUGAGGGCCGUUCAAGCGGCCCUGGAUGAUGAGAAACAAAGAAUGACUGCAGAGACGUUGUGUGCUACAGAAUUAUUGGGCGUUUUCGAGUUGCUUAAUGAAAAUACGAAAUCCCACUCCUGGAUACACCAUGCCGGCGGAGCUGCCCAACUUAUACAAAUACGAGGCGCCCAUAGCUUCCAGACCGAGUUUGAAAUGGCACUCUUCAUGGCUCAUAUUGGGCCAACAGUAAUGAACGCUUUUCUGAGCAAUAAACCAUGCUUCCUGGCAGACGAAGGAUGGGAUCGAGUCAUGCGAUCUGUGAUUUACAACGAUGACUCCUCCUACAAACAGAAGGGUCUUAUCCUCGCGCUGUGGAGCCAUCUCGUCAACGCGCCAAAGAAGUUCAAGGACGUGACAGACGCCAUCUCCUCGCCUACUCCACCGCCGCAGGAUGUGAUCGACGGAAUUAUAGCGCACAUACUAGAAGACCGAGAAAGUCUGCUCUUCUGGCUGGAAAUUGAACGCACGCUUCCAGACUUGGUGGAUGGAGACCAUGAGAGGGACAAAUAUGGCAUCAUAUUCCCGCGCCUGACGCUCGAGAAGGGCAUAGCUAGCCCUAAGCACGUUGCUCAGCUUGCACUACGGGGAACAUAUGUUUUGUGUCGGAUCCUCAAGUCCCGGCUUUUAGUCGCCAUGGCGCCACAUCGGUUUCGGUCUUUAGAGACUGAAUGCCAACACCUGGCAGCUAGGAUCACGACAUUGGGGCAAUCCAUGGUCGAGAACAACGACAAUGGGCUCCUUGAGACCUUUUUUGUUUCGCAGAGUACUUGGAUUGCUAAAGGUGUAGUGGAAACGAAAGACCUAUGGAGCCAGGGACUUCAAGAUUGCAGGGACGGCAUGAUUGAGAAGUGGAAAUUUGAGGCUUGGUGUACGGCUAUUGGAAGAACUCCCAUAGAGUGAACAUGUGUGAGGGAGGGAAAGAGUCAGGGUCACACUCACCGAGUGAUCGGGGAAGACGAUCGGAAUAUUAGGCUCAUGAGCGAGAAGUGAGGUCUAUUCUAUUUCGGUAAUUAGAUACAAGUGCACACACGCCUUGAUGCGUCCAAACCAUCACUUCACAAAUG
Molecule: messenger RNA, 1857 nt
Organism: Ilyonectria robusta
Lineage: Eukaryota; Fungi; Ascomycota; Sordariomycetes; Hypocreales; Nectriaceae
Exons: 3
Coding region: 104-1693 (529 amino acids)
Source: RefSeq, a predicted model, not a curated record